Messenger RNA from Lathyrus oleraceus (garden pea), 528 nucleotides. RefSeq lists its product as uncharacterized. The coding region runs from base 1 to 528 and encodes 175 amino acids. The record is from RefSeq and is a predicted model, not a curated record. The transcript has a single exon. NCBI's taxonomy places the organism in Eukaryota, Viridiplantae, Streptophyta, Magnoliopsida, Fabales, Fabaceae.
AUGAAUCGCCACUUUGCUGUUGACUGUUGGUCAAACAAGGAAAGGAAACCAGAAAAAGAAAACGUAGCCAAAGGAGAUUCUAAUGAUGAACCUGUGCUAUUGAUGGCUUCUGAAAUUGAUGGUGCAGAUUUAGUAGACUGGUGGUAUAUGGACACUGGUUGGUCAAAUCACCUAAUUGGAAACAAACAAUGCAUGGUUAAUUUUGACUCUAGAAAGAGGACAAAGAUCAUAUGUGCUGAUGAUAAGUGUCUGAAUACUGAAGGAAUGGGAAAUGUCAAAGUCAGAGUGAAGAAUGGCAAAACUGUCCUGAUCAAGGAUGUUUUGUAUGUUCCUAGCAUGAAGAGCAAUUUGAUGAGUGUAGGUCAGAUAAUUGAGAAAGGUUUCUCGGUUACUAUGAAGGACAAUCUCUUGAAGUUGUAUGAUUCUGAUCAGAAGCUGAUUAUGCAAUCUGAACAGAGAAACAACAAAAUAUUCAAAGUUAAUAUGGAAACAUGUGAAACUAAAUGCCUUAGUCAGAGGGUGCUAUAG